UUCAUUAUUGUAUUAGUUAUUUUAUGUAAACAUAAUAGAGGAUUAUAACAUAUUUUUGAGAUAUAAUAACUGUAUUUGAAAUUAAAAUAUACCUAAUCAAUUUAUUCUAAUUAGAUUAAUACAUAUUUGUUCAACAUGGCAACAGAUAAACCAGAUGAUGAGGGGGAUCCCGAAGCAUUGGAAGAAGCGGGAAUACUCGAAGCAGAUGUUGGAGCCAAUUUUGAUCAGCAACUUGCCGGUAUAGAUCCUAAAUUGAAGAUUAAUAUGGACCCACAGGCUCACCGCCAUCUCCGACCUGAAAUGAUGUUCAUUAGAGAGGAAUUACGCCAAGCGAAACAACAGACCUUGGCAGUACGUCGCACAGCGCUGAAGAAACUUCUUUUGAAGGACUCUAUGCAGGAGGACUGUGAGCUAAUUAACAUAGGCUUAAGUUAUGCGCCCCCAGAUCCUUAAACAUAAAAAACAAUGAUGUUUUCGUGCAAAUGACUUCGAGACAGGAGACAGCCCAGGAUCAAACCCUACUGCCAUGACAAUCGCACAUACAAUUAAAAGGCAUUUUCAUGCAAUCCUUCUAGAGUUUAUGACUAAUUAAAAAUAUUGCCU
Nymphalis io (European peacock) is the source of this 603-nucleotide messenger RNA. RefSeq lists its product as uncharacterized. The transcript has 4 exons. Bases 136 to 453 code for a protein of 105 amino acids. The record is from RefSeq and is a predicted model, not a curated record. Lineage: Eukaryota; Metazoa; Arthropoda; Insecta; Lepidoptera; Nymphalidae.